This is a messenger RNA of Aspergillus puulaauensis, 1488 nucleotides long. Its product is annotated as carotenoid oxygenase family protein. Lineage: Eukaryota; Fungi; Ascomycota; Eurotiomycetes; Eurotiales; Aspergillaceae. Gene Ontology annotation, biological process: carotene catabolic process. Gene Ontology annotation, molecular function: carotenoid dioxygenase activity. The transcript is spliced from 5 exons. Bases 1 to 1488 code for a protein of 495 amino acids. The record is from RefSeq and is a predicted model, not a curated record.
AUGUCCGAUAUCAGAUCUUGCUUUCCGGCUCGUCCCCAGUUUUCAGGAUUUAUGAAACCCUGCCGCGUGGAAGGAGACGUGUCCCAAUUGGAAGUGUACGGCGAGAUCCCUAAAGAGAUUGAUGGAGUCUUCUAUCGAGUAAUGCCCGAUCCUCAGCUGCCUCCCUUUAUUGAAAAUGAUCCCUGGUUCAAUGGAGACGGAAACGUUAGUGCCUUCCGCAUCCAAAACGGCCGUGCAUCAUUUCGGCAACGCCACGUGCGAACCGAGAAGUUUGUGCGGGAGCGCGAAGCUCAACGCGCCUUGCUCGGCAAGUACCGAAACAAAUUUACUGAUGCGGUAGCGUUUAAAGUGCGCAGCACCGCCAACACCAAUGUGGUUUUCUUCAACGGGCACCUGCUGGCCCUGAAAGAGGAUUCUCCUCCGUACGCCAUGGACCCAGUUACCCUAGAGACAAAGGGGGUAUAUGACUUUGAGGGCCAAUUGCCCAGUCUCACAUUUACCGCACAUCCGAAGUUCGACCCGGCCACGGGCGAGAUGGUCUGUUUUGGGUACGAAGCUCGCGGUGACGGCACCCCGGACGUAUGUUACUACAGUGUUUCGCCUAGCGGCCAAUUCACCGAGGUCGUAUGGCUGGUGGCACCGGUACCAGCGAUGAUCCAUGACUUUGCAGUGACGGAUAACUGGGUUAUUUUCCCGAUCAUACCUCAAGUAUGUGACAUUGAACGCAUGGAACAGGGGGGAGAGCACUGGCAAUGGAGCCCAGAGACCCCUAUGUAUUUGGGUGUCAUGCCCCGUCGGGGAGCCAAAGCCGGAGAUGUGAAGUGGUUCCAAUAUAAGAACUCUUUCCCAGGCCACACAGCCAACGCAUACGAGGAUUCAAAAGGCCACCUGAUGAUUGACUUGGGAUUAAGUGAGACGAACGUGUUCUUCUGGUGGCCCGAUGCUCAGGGAAAGGCACCCGAGCCCAGCUCCAUAGUCUCCCAGCUGGUCCGAUUCACCAUCGAUCCCCAGACUGAGGACCUUACCCUCCCCGAACCCACAGUACUGCAGGAGGGAAACUCGGAGUUCUACCGCAUUGAUGACCGAUUUGCCACCCGUCCCUAUCGCCACUGUUUCUUCGAUCUGAUGGACCACGAGCUUGGGACUGAUUUUGAAUAUAUUGGGCCCAAGCUCGGCGGCGGUUCCCCUUUAUAUAACUCUCUGGCGCAUUUCGACAACUCUACUGGGAAAACAGAGGUCUAUUUCCCUGGGAAAACCCAUAUGGUGCAAGAGCCGGUUUUUAUCCCGCGGAAGGACUCCGUCAUCGAGGGAGAUGGGUAUGUUCUAGCCCUAGUGAAUAACUAUGACACCAUGGCCAGCGAACUUCACUUGCUGGACACGCGAAACUUUACUCGAGCGCAGGCCAAAAUCCUGCUUCCGGUCCGCUUGCGCCAGGGCCUCCAUGGAAGCUGGGUGGAUGGGAGGGAGCUCGGAACACAUGUGGAAUGA